This is a messenger RNA of Drosophila willistoni, 1288 nucleotides long. RefSeq names its product ras-interacting protein RIP3-like. Bases 1 to 1155 code for a protein of 384 amino acids. The transcript has a single exon. NCBI's taxonomy places the organism in Eukaryota, Metazoa, Arthropoda, Insecta, Diptera, Drosophilidae. The record is from RefSeq and is a predicted model, not a curated record.
AUGCUUGAGCAUGGCUUGCUGCCCACCACCAAUCACCUUCCAGCAAUAGCAACAAGCGGUUCCGGAACCAAUGAAUCCGUAACUAACCCACUAGAACGACAGCAGCAACAACAGCAGCAGCAGCAGCAGCAGCAGCAGCAGGAACAACAGAUGAUGAUGAUGACAACGGCAACGCGGCGUAGAAAUAGGCCACAACAACAACAACAACAACAGGUUGAUCAAUUAAUGCUCGAUUUGCCUAAAAUCAAAAUUGAAAUAGGAACUGAGCAACCCACGCAACAGCAGGAGAAGCAAUCCGUAUUGUUGCCAUGCACGGGCAAUAGGGCCUCAUCUACGUCCAUAUUAAAGACUUCGCUGCUGAGUGGAGCGGCCGCCACUUUGGCCACUCUGACAGCAGCAGCCGAGCAGAUAGCACGGUCAGCCACAGCCACAGCAACUGCUACAACCAUGGCAACAGUUGCAAGUGGCACAGCAGCAACAAUCAUCAGCAAUAAUACUUGCAAUGUGGGAAUUAUAAUGCCUUUGACUGGCAAGGCGGCGGCACUUAAUCAACAGCAAUACAACAAAAACAGUUUAGAAGAGAGCAAAAGACUUGACCAUCAACAGCAACAGCAGCAGCAGCAGCAACAACAGGAGCAACAGCAACAACAACAACAACAACCACAACAGUAUAGAUCUAUUCUACAAACGGCCCUAAUGUCACAACGUCCUCUGCCAUCAGCAACAGUUUCGAUAGCAACAACAACGGCAACAUCAACUCCAAGUUCAACACCAACACCAACAAGGACAACCACACCAACUCCCGCUCAUGUGCUGAAAACGGCUGUGACAUUGGCCAGUUUGAGUGAGAUUGCCACUGCACGUCAGCAACAGCAACAGUUGCUGAUAUUGCAGCAACAGCAACAACAACAACAAAAACUGCCCAGAAGAAUAAUCAAUUUUAAUAGCAACAACAACAGCAACAACAACAUUAACAACACUGGCACUGGAUUGGGAUUGGGUAUAAGAACAGCAAUAGCAACUACUAUCAAACCAAUUGCUAACGAGUUGCGAUCAUUAAGCAGCAAACAACAACAACAACAACAGCAGCCGCUGCAGCAGCAACAUCAACAACAUACAAAUCCCGUGGCAAAUGGUAAGCAGAAACAAUUGUGAACUUUGUUAUCAAUAUAACAUUGUCCAUCAAUUGUCGUCACACAGCAAGGACACAGCCAAUCAUAAGGCUGCUUAAUGGCAACUGUUGCCGCAUAGUAGCAACAUCAAUAGCAGCAGCAACAGCAACAGCAGC